CGGUUGGCGGUUCCGGGUUCGGCGGGGGCCGGUUCGGACUCCGCCGCCGGCCGAGGACUGGGAUGAGAGGAGGCCGGACAUGGAGGAGCUCGCCGACACCAUGACCAUGGAAGCCAAGGAGGUCACCUUGGCAAACCACAGCACCACCUUCAAGAGCUGCCCGGGGCCGCCGGCGGGGUUCCCCGGGGACCGGCCCUCGUGCCGGCCUAACCAGGUUUUCCCCACCAGGCCCGGGAAUGUGGAUCACUCCUUCCCCUGCUCCGGCCGGAAUGCCGCCGCCGCCUACACCGCCAGCUAUUACCCAGACCGCCCGCCCGCAGAGAGUUUCCGGGGGUCCGGGGAGGCCGGGACGUUUGGACAGAGCGCCAACGGCCAGGGGAGAAGCUCCGUCCCCGCCUCGGGCUCGCAGAAACCGAGGACCAGCCGCAGCCUCUACCUCGAGGCCCGCAAGCCCCCCAGCGGGACGUCCAACGCGUUCGGAGGGAAGGCGAACCACCACCCGCUCGUGUCCGCCUACGAGAAGACCUUCCCCAUCAAGCCCGUCCCGAGCCCGUCCUGGUCCGGCUCCUGCCGCCGCGCCCUGCUCAGCCCCAAGAAGACGCAGAAGCGCUUCAUCAGCACGGCCGAAGAGACGGUCCGCGAAGAGGAAAGAGAAGUUUACAGACAGCUGCUGCAGAUGGUCACUGGAAAACAGUUCUCCACCUCCAAGCCCCCCACGCAAUUCCCCCUCCACCUGUCCCGCUGCCUCAGCUCCAGCACGAGCGUGUUCAGAGAGCCGCCGGCCAAGAGCGCGGACCCGGGCCCGGCCCCGCCCCGCGUCGGGCCCGACCCCCGGCCGAACCGGCCCGCCGACGCUGGGUCGCCGCCCCCGCUCGGCGUCCCGUACCCGGCCUCGUCCUACCCCCCAGCCGCCUUCGAACCCAAGGAUUCUGGGAGCUGCCCCCAUCCCCCCCACCGCCCCGCCCCGGCCCGGCCCAACCACGUGCCGGCGUUAAACGCGCAGUCCGAAGGGUCCGACUCGGUCAUCGUGCUCCAGGUGAAGGAUCCGAAAACACCCACUUCCAGCCUCCCCUUCUUCCAGGCCGAGCUAUGGAUCAAAGAACUAACCAGCGUCUACGACUCCCGCGCCCGGGAGCGAUUGCGCCAGAUCGAAGAGCAGAAGGCCCUCGCCCAGCAGCUGCACGAUCAGCGGCUGCAGGAGCGGGAGCACACCGUCCAGGGCUCCGUCGACCUGCACCUGCGAGUGCCCCUGGAGAAGGAAAUCCCCGUCACGGUGCCGCCGGAGGAAGAGAGGGAGGACACGAGGUCGACGGACGGCGAGGACGAAUUCCCCGAGAUCACCGAGGAGAUGGAGAAGGAAAUCAAAAACGUGUUCUGCCACGGCAACCAAGACGAGGUCCUGAGCGAGGCCUUCCGCCUGACCAUCACCCGGAAAGACAUGCAGACCCUCAACCACCUCAACUGGCUCAACGACGAGAUCAUUAACUUCUACAUGAACCUGGUAAUGGAGCGGAGCCGGGGGAAAGGGGUGCCCAGCGUCCACGCCUUCAACACCUUUUUCUUCACCAAGUUGAAGACGGCCGGCUACCAGGCGGUCAAGCGGUGGACGAAGAAAGUGGACGUGUUCUCCGUGGACCUCCUCCUGGUGCCCAUUCACCUGGGCGUGCACUGGUGCCUGGCGGUCGUCGACUUCAGGAAGAAGUACAUCACGUACUACGACUCGAUGGGCGGGGUCAACACCGAGGCCUGCAGGAUCCUGCUGCAAUACCUGAAGCAGGAGAGCCUGGACAAGAAGAGAAAGGACUUCGACACCAACGGCUGGCUGCUGUUCAGCAAGAAGAGCCAGGAGAUUCCCCAGCAGAUGAACGGGAGCGACUGCGGGAUGUUUGCUUGCAAGUACGCCGACUGCAUCGCCAAAGACAGACCCAUCAACUUCACCCAGCAACACAUGCCGUACUUCCGAAAGCGGAUGGUGUGGGAGAUCCUCCACAGGAAGCUACUCUGAGCCGCCGGGAAGCGCGGCCCCGCCGAACAGACCCCCCCGGGGGCAGACGGGGGCGGGCGA
Messenger RNA from Tachyglossus aculeatus (Australian echidna), 2065 nucleotides. RefSeq names its product SUMO specific peptidase 1 (gene SENP1). Gene Ontology annotation, molecular function: deSUMOylase activity. Gene Ontology annotation, biological process: protein desumoylation. The record is from RefSeq and is a predicted model, not a curated record. Bases 80 to 2005 code for a protein of 641 amino acids. Lineage: Eukaryota; Metazoa; Chordata; Mammalia; Monotremata; Tachyglossidae. Gene Ontology annotation, cellular component: nucleus. The transcript has 18 exons.